Maniola jurtina (meadow brown) is the source of this 656-nucleotide messenger RNA. RefSeq names its product insulin-related peptide 2-like. NCBI's taxonomy places the organism in Eukaryota, Metazoa, Arthropoda, Insecta, Lepidoptera, Nymphalidae. The coding region runs from base 193 to 567 and encodes 124 amino acids. Gene Ontology annotation, molecular function: hormone activity. The record is from RefSeq and is a predicted model, not a curated record. The transcript is spliced from 3 exons. Gene Ontology annotation, cellular component: extracellular region.
CUCCUUUACCUUCUGAAGGCUCACAAACCUGACGCUUUCAGUUUCGAUUAAGCAAUUACAUACAAUCGCGACAUGUUAUUGAAUAUUAAAUAUCCAGCACUUCGGGAAGCGUAUAAAAUGGGAAGGUGUCCGGGAAUCUCUCCAUAGUCACCCGCCGACUCGAUAGCGAAACUACGAGAGGAGGAAAGGUAGAUGUCUUACCAACGUUCCCUCACGGUGUUUUCUCUGAUGAUGUUGGUUGCAUUAAGCUGCGCGCACAUUGGCGGCAACUCGCUGCUGUACCAGGACGUCAGGCCGCAGUACUACUGCGGCAGAAGCCUGGCCAGGGUGAUCGCGCUAAUCUGCUUCGAUGAGCUCUCAAGCGAAAAAAGGUCUGAAGCUGGGACUAUGUAUAAUGCAAUCCUCUCCCCGUACUACAAAGAGCAGGAGAACCACAUCGGCUGGCCGUGGAUCCCGAUACACAAAGCGAGAGGUCUGGGCCUUCCAUCUCGUGGCAAGCGCUUCGUCGUCAGCGAGUGCUGCGAUAAAGCUUGCAGCAUCGAAGAGCUGCUAUCCUACUGCAGCUAGUUCACCACGCGGCAAUGGAACCAAAACGCGUCUCAAAAUACGACUCACGUUCUCUUAUUUCUAGAAUUAUUCUCGAUAGGAGACUUUAG